AGGUUACCCGCACCCACACGCUUCGAUCGACUUCGCUACCAUCUCCUCAAGUUUCUCUUCCAGAAUUCGAUACCUGCUAGUUCCUGAUGGCCCCGAAGGCAGAGAAGAAGCCCGCGGAGAAGAAGCCGGCGGAGGAGAAGAAGUCGGCGGUAGCCGAGAAGGCUCCGGCGGAGAAGAAGCCCAAGGCCGGGAAGAAGCUCCCCAAGGAGGGCGGUGCCGGCGCGGCGGACAAGAAGAAGAAGAGGGUGAAGAAGAGCGUCGAGACGUACAAGAUCUACAUAUUCAAGGUGCUGAAGCAGGUCCACCCCGACAUCGGGAUCUCCAGCAAGGCCAUGGGCAUCAUGAACAGCUUCAUCAACGACAUCUUCGAGAAGCUCGCCCAGGAGGCCUCGAGGCUCGCGAGGUACAACAAGAAGCCCACGAUCACCUCCCGGGAGAUCCAGACGGCCGUCCGACUCGUGCUACCCGGCGAGCUCGCCAAGCACGCCGUCUCUGAGGGGACGAAGGCGGUGACCAAGUUCACGAGCUCGUGAGCGAGGAGUAUGUCCCGUGUUGAUGGAUCUGCGGAUUGGGUUUGUGCUUGGUAGAUAGGCUUAAUUUUUAGGUUGCUAGGGUUUGGAUUCUUCUCGAAUGUAUUUUGCGUGUUUUUGAAGCACUAUGUGAAGUUCGGUUCCUGUUUUAGACUCUGCUUUGGAUGGCGAAUGAAUGAUCGAUGAUAGAUCCAUUACAACCCCUCUCACCUUAUC
This is a messenger RNA of Rhodamnia argentea, 746 nucleotides long. RefSeq names its product histone H2B. The transcript is spliced from 2 exons. The coding region runs from base 87 to 533 and encodes 148 amino acids. The record is from RefSeq and is a predicted model, not a curated record. Gene Ontology annotation, biological process: nucleosome assembly. Gene Ontology annotation, cellular component: nucleosome. Gene Ontology annotation, molecular function: protein heterodimerization activity; structural constituent of chromatin; DNA binding. NCBI's taxonomy places the organism in Eukaryota, Viridiplantae, Streptophyta, Magnoliopsida, Myrtales, Myrtaceae.